Molecule: messenger RNA, 2459 nt
Organism: Morone saxatilis (striped sea-bass)
Lineage: Eukaryota; Metazoa; Chordata; Actinopteri; Moronidae
Gene: pou3f3a
Product: POU class 3 homeobox 3a
Biological process (GO): brain development; regulation of transcription by RNA polymerase II
Cellular component (GO): nucleus
Molecular function (GO): RNA polymerase II cis-regulatory region sequence-specific DNA binding; DNA-binding transcription factor activity, RNA polymerase II-specific
Source: RefSeq, a predicted model, not a curated record
AGAGCAGAUGGAGUGAGCGAAACUACCGAGAGGACCAGAGAGGCUUUUAACUGUGUGUCUCUGUCAUUAACUCGCUUUAAAACCUUAAUAUCAGAGAACCGGGUUACACGAGAGCGGUCCAACAGUUCCUCAUCUUGGCACGGAUCAAAGAAGGUGUUUUUCAGGUCUGUGGAUUACGCACGGCGGAGCUCCCGGGACAGAGAAAAGUUUUGAAGAUUUUAGUUUUGUCGCACAGGAAUGCCAAGAAAGGUCUCAGCGCGCACAAGCUGCCAUAUAACUAAAAUUAUCAUCUGAGUCUCUAUGGAGUGAUUUCGCACCUUUUUUUUUAACUUAUCACUCAACGGUUUCACUCAUGCUGAUAUAGACUUAAGUUAUUCAUGGAUUAGAAGAAACUGGGACUUUAACAAAACAUCUGACAAGUGAAACUUAUCUUAAGGUAUAUGCUUUGGGGGAUGGCAACAGCUACCUCGAGUCCAUACCUAGCCAGCAGCAGGAUUUUGUCCGGCCCGGUCCUUCACUCUGAUCGGAGGGGUGGUGGCAUGCAGCCGGGCAGCACUGCUAUAACCACGGUGUCUAGUGGAUACAGAGGGGAUCCUUCAGUAAAGAUGGUGCAGAGUGACUUCAUGCAGGGUGCCAUGGUGGCGAGCAACGGGGGCCACAUGCUAAGCCAUGCCCAUCAGUGGGUGACAUCGUUGCGAAUGCAACGGUCAGCCAAGCGCGGCAGCAGCCGCAAGAGCGCGCCCGGGGUGGCAGCAGCCGGAGGCGGUUCUCUGGCGCCCCCAGCUUCCCAGCCGCAAGACGUGAAGAGAAACGCGCGGCAGGAAGACCUCCACUACAGGCGUCCGCUCUGCAGCCACAGGUCCCCGCCAACAUCGUGGGGCCCCAAAAUCCCAGCGCACCAUCAGCAUCACGCGGAGGGGGCAGCAGCAGCGCAGGCAGGCAGCAGGGCAGCAGCAGCAGCAGCAGCACAAUCCCUCAUCUACUCGCAGCCUGGCGGGUUUACUGUCAACGGGAUGCUCAGCUCGCACGCGGGGCAGAGCCUCAUGCACCCGGGGUUGGUGCGCGGGGAGUCCCCGGAGCUGGACCAUAGCAGCCACCAUCAUCACCAUCACCACCAUAAUCACCACACGCACCAUCACCAGCAUCACGGGGUGAGCCACGAGUCGCAAUCAGACGAGGACACCCCGACAUCUGAUGACUUGGAGCAUUUCGCCAAACAGUUCAAACAGCGGCGGAUCAAGCUGGGUUUCACACAGGCAGACGUGGGCUUAGCGCUGGGGACCCUGUACGGCAACGUGUUCUCACAGACCACCAUCUGCAGGUUCGAAGCGCUUCAGCUGAGCUUUAAGAACAUGUGCAAGCUGAAGCCUCUGCUGAACAAAUGGCUGGAGGAGGCCGAUUCCACGACCGGGAGCCCGACCAGCAUCGAUAAGAUCGCCACCCAGGGCAGAAAGAGGAAAAAGCGCACGUCCAUCGAGGUGAGCGUAAAAGGCGCGUUGGAGAGCCACUUCCUCAAGUGUCCCAAACCGUCCGCACAGGAGAUCAACUCUCUGGCAGACACUCUGCAGCUGGAGAAGGAGGUGGUCAGGGUCUGGUUCUGCAACCGCAGGCAGAAAGAGAAGCGCAUGACGCCGCCUGGACUGCCACGCACCCCGGAGGACGCAUAUUCACAGGUGGGCAGCAUGGGUCCUGACACACCGUCCCUCCAUAGACUGCAAGAGGAUGUACAGCGACACGUGAAAUCAACGGCAGACACGCAAUCUGAACAACGUGAAGUGUUUGAGUAACUUUUUUGAGAAAAUAUUUCAUGUUUCCCUAAAUGAUGGGUUAAUUGAUCAACUUUUCUUACAGCUCCCCGUGUUCUUUGAUCCACAAUAAUAUUGUUAUCCAGUGUGUAUUCAUUUCAAAGCAGGAUACAUGUUUACUUUUAUGCAUCGCCGCGUUUUUCUGCACUAUGAUUCAACCUUUGGGCCACGAAAAUGAACAGCCUGAACAAGUCUUGUUAAAGCCUAUACAGAAUGAAGAUUUUGUCAAUUUGAUGCCAAGAAGUUCAGACAAAGAAAAAGUUAUUUCGGUAUCUCUGUAGUGUUAAAAAUAAAAUGUCUCUGCAGGUUUUGAUGUCCCACAGGCUAGACUGGGCUGUAGACUCCGCUUCUUUAAAAUGAAAGACAUUGAUUUAAUGGGCUUUAUUCAAGUUGUUUCUAAUGAGCAAUAAUUUAUCUUCCUUCAAACGUGUUUCUCACUUUUGUGUUGUGUGUCAGUGGAUUUAUGUUGUGACACAGUUUAUGGUGGCCAAAGAGCGACUCGAAAUAACUCCAGUAUUGUGUUUUCCUUCACAGGAAACUUUUUUUAAAUGCGCAAACAUUCCCUUAAGUUUAUAUACGAGUAAGUCUGCUGUGUGUAUUCUUGUGUGAUGAUUUGUACUAUUUAUUUUUUCCACUGUGUUUAUUUUCAUGGAU